This is a messenger RNA of Apis florea (little honeybee), 1081 nucleotides long. RefSeq lists its product as uncharacterized. Lineage: Eukaryota; Metazoa; Arthropoda; Insecta; Hymenoptera; Apidae. The record is from RefSeq and is a predicted model, not a curated record.
AUGCGUAUUCAGCUGACGACCUAUAAUUGUCUUUAGUAAUUAAUUAGCUUUCAAAUGUGGAAGAAUCGCUAAUUGUUUUGAGAUUAUGAGAUCCUUCAGAAUUUUACUUCUUAUCGGUUACAUCGGUUUUAUUUUUGCACACAUUUCCAUAACCAAUCAUUUAGAUGAAAAAUUAAGACAAACAAAAAUUGAAAUAGCCAAACUUCAUAUUCGAGAAGAAUCAAUAGUUGAAACAAAAGUAUACAAUGUAAAAUGGAAUCGAUUGUGGAAAGAAGAUCUCAACAAAGAACUACCUUUCAUAGCAAAUACAUUCAAUAAAAUAUUCUUGAUAGAAGCAAAUCAUUUUAUAACAUUUUCUUUUGAUGCUUCUAACAAUAUCUCAUCGCGAGAAAUAAUUCCAAUCUCUAAUAAUGGUCCCAUUAAAUUUGUCAGAAGUAUUAUCUGGAAAAAUGUACUUUAUUUGCUAAUUUGUUAUAUAACCGAUUUCUGCAUUAUUUAUACACAAACAAAUAAUUUACAAUUAAGAUAUCGUCAAACCAUUCAAUACAAAUGUCCUAUGGAUGCUAACUUUUUCGUUCGUGACAAUCGGCUUUAUCUCGUGGUAGCCGAUAAUUUCGGUCAAUUUCCUGUGCCGUCUUUAAUAUACCAUUGGAAAGAAACAUAUAUGGAUAAAAUAAAGGAUAUAAUAACUACUGCUGCAGUAUCAGUCACUACAUUUAAAUACAAACAAUCGACAAUCAUAGUAUUCGCACAAAAUAAUGAAAAUAUUCCUGAUAUUGGUUCUAUGGUAUAUGAAUUUACAGAAACUAGUUUGGAUAAAAUACAAUUCUUGAAAACUUCAAAUCCGAUUUCCGUUCAUCAUUAUAGACAUGCAGGCUUUAGUUUUAUUUUACUAAUAAAUCAAUAUGAACCAAGUAAUUUACUUUGGUGGGAUGGAUAUGAACUGUUAAACUGGCAGCAAAUCCCAGAAAUAGAAAUACCUGAUUUAAUUCAUAUCGUAAAUAUCAACGAUGAUAAUUUUUUUUUUCGUAGUCUAUGAUGUAAGUGUAGAAUUUAAUUAACUAAUUAAUAAUCAGUAAUU